This is a messenger RNA of Gigantopelta aegis, 8776 nucleotides long. RefSeq names its product son of sevenless homolog 1-like. Gene Ontology annotation, cellular component: plasma membrane. The transcript is spliced from 23 exons. The coding region runs from base 279 to 4046 and encodes 1255 amino acids. The record is from RefSeq and is a predicted model, not a curated record. NCBI's taxonomy places the organism in Eukaryota, Metazoa, Mollusca, Gastropoda, Neomphalida, Peltospiridae. Gene Ontology annotation, molecular function: guanyl-nucleotide exchange factor activity; protein heterodimerization activity. Gene Ontology annotation, biological process: Ras protein signal transduction; positive regulation of GTPase activity.
UUUCCUGUAAAUGCGGAAAUUUACAUGUAGCUGCUUAGCGUAAACAACAUUAAUUAAUCGCGUCUGUGAUGACUUUGAUUGCUGCAUAAUGUAAUAACAAUGCCUUAGUUUUAUCAAUAACCGUAAGCCAUGUAAAUCCAUUUAGAUGCUUUGCCAUAAUGUGAAAAUGAAUAUCAAGGUUAUGUCCCUUGUAUGUUAAACAUGACUGGGCCAGGGAAAUACGAGGCAGGCCCAAUUUUGAACUUCUGUAUACCAUAGCAUAGUUACAGCUAUUCGGUAUGUUCCCAUCUCCAUCUGACAUAUCUGGCCACACAUUUCUCUCUGACGAGAAUGCAGCAAAAUGGAAAGGCAUCUUCAUCAAUGCUUUGAGAGGGGUGCAGCGUCAGGUGCACCCUGGCCUGAGUGCGAAGGAUGAUGCUCUGGAGUACAUAGAGCAGCUGAUGAUGCAGCUCCUCGUGACCCUGUGUCACUCACAGCCCCACACCGUGCAGGACGUCGAGGACCGCGUCCAGAAGACUUUCCCUCAUCCCAUUGACAAGUGGGCAAUAAGAGAUGCUCAAGGGGCUCUGGAGAAGGGCAAGAAGAACUCCUCUCUGGUGCUUCCUGUUGAUAAAGUGCAUCCCCUACUCAAAGAUCUGUUGGGACAUAAGGUGGACUAUCAGGUGGCUUUGUAUAUCGUGGCUGUUCUGGAAUACAUUGCUGCAGACAUUUUGAAGUUUACUGGGAUCUAUGUAAAAAAUAUUCGACAUAAUGAAAUAACUUCACAAGACAUCAAAAUUGCAAUAUGUGCAGACCAGGUGUUGAUGGAUAUGUUCUCCCAAGAGGAAGACAAUAUGUCCCUGACCGUGGAAGAUGAACCAGUGCACAGAGAGUCAACGACGUAUGAGGAAAUAGUGAAAGACUUCAUUGUAGAAGAAACCCAGUACAUGAGAGAUCUCAACAUGAUCAUCAAAGUCUUUAGAGCACCAUUUGUUGAACUGUUUCCCAGGAGCAAGGAUCUGGAGGUGAUAUUUAGCAACAUCAUAGAUGUCUAUGAGUUCACAGCCAAACUCCUUAGCUCUGUUGAGGAUCAGGUUGAAGUGGCAGAUCCCAAAGAAUCGCCAACAGUGGGAACAAGCUUUGAAGAUGUGGCAGAGGGAGAAGAAUUCAAUGUUUAUGAUAAAUAUGUGGAUGACAUGUUAGCACCACAUGGGAAAGAGCGACUAAAUACAUUGUUGUUGAGAGGUGAUGUCAGUGACUCUUUGUUAAAGUGUGCUGGUCAAGGUUUAAAAGAUGCCACAAAGUAUGUGCUUCCAAAACUUCUUCUGGGGCCAGUCUAUCACUGUUUUCAUUACUUUGAGGUCUUAAAAGCUCUGAUAGAAAAGAGUCCUACCAGUGAGGACAGAGAGAGUUUGGAGCAAGCUAAUGGUCUUCUCCAGGCUCUUAAGGCAUCUCUCGAGAGGAAGCUUAGUGGUAGUGUGCACAAGAGAAAACCUUGGGAAAUCUCCUUACGCCUGACCAGUCAGAUUGGUCGUACAGCUGUGCUGAAGAAAAUGACAGAGGUUCAAAGGAGCAUCGAUGGCUGGGAGGGCAAGGACAUCUGGCAGAGUUGCAGUGAAUUUGUUAUGGAGGGCAAGUUGAGUAAAUACACAGGUCGACAUAAAUCAGAACGGCAUGUUUUCCUCUUUGAUGGAUUAAUAAUCUUGUGCAAGCAGAAUGUACGACGAUCAUCAGUUACAGGUCCCAUUGGAGAGUUCAAACUGAAAGAAAAGUUUUUUGUUCGAAAAAUUGAAAUUAUUGAUAAAGAAGACACUGAUGAAGUGAAGUUUGCGUUUGAUAUUCAGUUGAGGGAUCAUCCAGGAUCAGCGCUGGGCUUGAUUGCCAAAACGAGUGACGAGAAAGGGAACUGGAUGGCAGCUCUCAUAUCCCUUCAGACUCGAAGUAAUCUGGAACGUAUUCUCGAUGGUAUUAUUCGAGCAGAAGACAAAAAACAUCCUCUUCGGCUACCACCGCCAGAUAAAUACAGGUUUGCUGUUGAGGACUCGGAUGACAACAUUGUGUUUGAAGAGAACCAAGACCCAACUGUUGAGAGUCCAGUGAUCAAAGGGGGCCUGCUCCAUAAGCUGAUUGAAAGACUCACCUAUCACAUGUAUGCUGACCCCAAGUUCGUGCGCACAUUCCUCACUACCUAUCGGUCCAUAUGCAGACCUCAUGAACUACUUGACCUGCUCAUUGAAAGGUUUAAUAUACCAGACCCCUGUAUGGAUGACAUUGUAUCUGACGAUGGGAUUCAGGUCAGCUUGAGAAUACAAGAAGACCUCCGGCGAUUCCGCAAAGAAUACGUCAAGCCUGUACAGUUCAGAGUUGUCAAUGUUCUUCGUCACUGGUUUGACCAUCACUUCUAUGACUUUGACCGAGACAAGAGCUUGCUGGAUAAGCUCAUAGAUUUCUUAAACAGUGUCAAGGGAAAAGCCAUGAAGAAGAUGGCAGAAUCAAUAAUCACUGUUAUACACAGACGGUGUGAGUGUGCUGGGACAGAAAGAGAAUUUACAUAUCAAAAACAGCCACCUACAAUAGAAUGGCACAUUGCAAGAAAGAUAGAAGACUAUGAUCUGAUGACACUUCAUCCAAUUGAAAUAGCUCGUCAGGUGACUUUAUGUGAAUUUGAGCUAUACCGCGCAGUCCAGCCAUCGGAGCUAGUCGAGGGGGCAUGGGUCAAGAAAAACAAAGUAGUAGAAGCUCUCAACCUUCUCAAAAUGAUCUCCUUCUCCACAAUGUUCACAUUCUGGAUGGAAAAAUGUAUUGUGGAAACUGAAAAUCUUGAAGAGCGUGCCACAGUAGUUUCGCGGAUCCUUGAGGUUAUGUUAGUCUUCCAAGAACUGAACAAUUUUAAUGGUGUGUUGGAGGUGGUUGGCGCUCUGAAUUCCGCGUCUGUGCACAGACUAGAACACACAUACAAAGAGAUUAAUCACAAAUUGAUGAAAGCUUUGGAUGAUGCAAAGGAGCUCAAUUCUGACCAUUUUAGAAGAUACCAAGAAAAACUUCGCUCAAUCAACCCACCUUGUGUGCCAUUUCUUGGUAUGUACCUGACCAACAUUCUACUGACAGACGAGGGAAACCCAGACUUUCUGCCAAACCGACCACCAGGAUUGAUCAACUUUAGCAAGAGGCGAAAAGUUGCAGAAAUAAUAGCCGAGAUACAGCAGUACCAGAACCAACCAUACUGUCUGACUGUUGAACCUUCGAUUAAGGAAUUUUUUGACAAAUUAAACCCUCUUGACACUAUGUCAGAGAAGGAAUUCAAUGACUACAUUUAUAACAAGUCACUGGAAAUUGAACCCAGAAAUGCCAAACAGCUCCCAAAAUUUCCAAAGAAGUUUGAGUAUUCUUUGAAGUCUCCAGGCAUAAAACCCAUGGCUAAUCGUCACAGUACUUCAUCUCGGAGUCACCCUCUGGCAUUUGGCUUCACAAAAAGCCCUGACGACGACGACACUAUAUCACAGCACGUGGCUACACCACCAACAACGCCAUGCAGUCCGUUAACACCUCCCCACUCGUCAGGGGGCAGUAGCAACAGUGUCUUUACUUCAGAACAAAUUCAGAUACCGCCACAGAGACUGAGUACGAGCAGUUUAUCAAGUAGCAUUCCCUCCAACAUACCAGAAGAAAUGGAGGAGUGCAAACUAAAGCCUCCACCUCUGCCUCCGCGGCAGAGACACAGGGACUCUUUUACUGAGCCUGUGAGGUCAUUGUCUGUUCCAGAGCCUCCCCCUCCCCCGCCGCGGCAGGACGGGGAUAGACCUCCCCCUGUCCCUCCACGAAGAGACUCGGUUCGUGACAUUGUUCAUUGCAGUACAUUACCACGUUCACAAAGUGUCUCCCACCCCCGGCAGCCUGCUCAUCUACUAAAUAGUGCUACAUUGCCACGCCACCACUCGGAGCGCUUUAGCUCGGAGAGAAACUUUCAGAGUACGUCGAUGAUGGAUCUAAAUGGUGAUGACGGCUACACGCCGGAGCUGCCACCUAGGACUUACAAAUAUUCACAUUCAGAUAAAUACAGCAGCUAGGACUGUGUGCUAACAGAUGUUCAGCUUUGUGAUAACAGACUGGAAUGAAAGAGACAUUCAAACCAAAACAAGGUAGAUUGGACUACACCGUGGCAAAUUACUUUGUGAUAUCUGAACGCAGAUUUAAAACAAAUCAAACAGUGCUGCACUUUCCAAACACAACUUUUACUUCUACUUCCUCCCAAUUCAACUGGAAAAGUACUGCAUUUUUUAAUGCAUCCUGUUUAAGAUUUUUCUGUGUACCUUUGCAGUGGCGAUGGUGAUUGGAAGUCACGUUUUCUACCAACUUCAUUGACAUAAAAAAGCAAAAAACAAACAACCUUGUACAUAAUUAUGUAAUUACACAUGAUGGCAUAAAAGAAGGAAACCCAAGCAGGCUUGGAAUUUAUUCACAAAUGUCAAGAUGUGAUGCCAAUCUUUAAAAACAAUAUGUAUUGAUGCAAGCAAUUACCAUAUUGAAACUGAAGUCAAAGAAUUGUAUGUUUCUGCUUUAGUGUUAAAAUUUAAUGUCACAUGAAAACUCAGUCUGUCAGCUGAGUUUCUGGUCGACUUAACUGUGGGGCAAGUAUCGCUGUCUUAUGUGCAUUCCUUUCACAUCUUCUGGAGUAUUACUACACCAAGAUUGGGUUUUUUAUAUAGUUUAGACAAACUUGAAAGUGCAUGGCCCCAAAACAAUUGUUAGAGAUGCAUUUUACACAGGUUUGCAAAACUACUUUUAAAUUAUUUUCUUUUCCACAUGAGGAAUUCAUGUAUUCUUUGUCGAUUGAUUUUGGAGUAAAUUUUUUUGAAGAAGGACAAUAAAUUGCAGUUUUCUUUGAUAAUGCAACAGUUAAAGAUUUAGGUUAUUACUCUAAAUAAAGUCUUGUAGUAUUGCAGUCAGUAAUUCAGACAAUAUAUAUGUGUAUUAAAAAUACACUUGAGUGUUCAUUUAAUGCUAUAAAUUCCACAUGUGGGGGGAAAAUCUAGAUAAUUAAUGUUUGUGUCAUUGUUUUGGCUGAAUUCACAUGCAAUACUAUAUACAUUUGACUAAAUAUAUUGACUGAACUAAAAGUGGUCACACUUAAAAGAUGGUCUUCCUAAUAGUUCAGGCUUUGCUUCCAUAUCUACUGAUAACUGCAUUGUCAUAUACAGUGAAACUCCACUAAUAGGACCACGUGUAAGUUACAUGACGUAAUGGUAGUCAAUCAGUACAUUGAAUUUGCUAAUACAUGUACAUUUUCCUGGAAACAUGACUGUACUGUAAUUGUAUGGAAGUUGCUUUCAUGAAAAGGUGCCCAUGUAGUAACUGCUGUUAUCCAACUGCUUUUUUUAAAACCUGCUAAUGUGCUAUUGUCUUCAGAUUAGUUAGAAGACUGAAAUUAACACAUUUGGAUGUAAGUACGUUAAGCUAAAUGAGAAAUAAGCAAACAAAUAUGUAAGUAGGCUCUUGAGGAAUCUCCAAAAUUUCCGACAUCUUAAUGCUGGUUUUAGUGUUGCAAAUGGAUUUGAUUAGCUAAUCAAAUUUCUCGUCUUGUGCAGAUUGAAUUAAAAUGUACUCAUUAUAGCCGUAAAUGUGUAAAGUUGCAAUGUUUGUGAAUUUGUCUGUGGCCUCAGUAAAGCUAGAAUUGGUAGUUUUAUCAUCUGUAUGACAGGUUAUGGUCGCACUGGUUAAGUGAAAAUCUUUUUAAUAACUAAGAGCACUUCUGACUUCAUUAGUCAAAAUCUAUAAUAGCAGCAUCGUUUAAAGAAACUGGAGUUUGCUGCCAUUGUUGAGGCUUUACUAAAGACUAUAUCAUUUUUAGCCACUAAAAUAUUCAAUACAUUUUGUUUUUUUACAAUAAUAGUGUGUAUGUAAUCAGGUUUUUUUUCUUAUUGUCAUAAUGUUUGUAGUUGCUCUAAUUUAUUUUUAUUUUGGAACAAGAAAUAGCCCAAGAAAUUGUCUUUAAUAUGUAAUUAUAUUUAUUAAAAGGGAUCCAUUAGUCAGAAACAUGUUACAAUGGCAGAAAACUUGUUAUAGGCCCUUUAAUACCAGUCUGAGAGUAGUUUUGCUACAUUAUAGGAAAAUAUUCUGGAACCAAUUGGCAAUUCACAAAACAUUGUUACUUUGUGUUGACAAGUAUUUGAUAUCUAUUUCAUGAAGAAAAUGACAUAAUUAUGGAUUAUGAAUAGAGGUAUUUAAGAUAAAAGAAAAUUAUAUAUAUUUCAAGUUCAGUAAUUAUUAGGAUUGUUUUUUCUUUGUGGAUUUAUUAGCUUAGUUUUGCACCAUAAAUAUAACUGAAAAAUGAAUGUUAUAAUUCCAAACAGUGAAAAAAUAGAGAGUGAUAUAAACAUAAAUCACAACUGGUGCUCAAUAUUGAGUACAUUGGUAAGAUUUAUAAUUUAGCAUAUUCUGCUGUUAAUUACGUUGGAAUUCCUGUCAGUGUCACAAAUGUGAUGUCAUACAAACAUCAUUUAUGUCAUAAAAUUUGAAGGAACAUGCAUUUUGCUUCAGAAAAGAAUCAACAGUGAUCUUUUAAAGCAAGUACGUUAAGCUAAAUGAGAAAUAAGCAAACAAAUAUGUAAGUAGGCUCUUGAGGAAUCUCCAAAAUUUCCGACAUCUUAAUGCUGGUUUUAGUGUUGCAAAUGGAUUUGAUUAGCCAAUCAAAUUUCUCGUCAUGUGCAGAUUGAAUUAGAAUGUACAUGUACACGUUAUAACCGUAAAUGUGUAAAGUACAGUGUAUUCUGAAUUUGUCUCUAGGGCCCCGUUUCACAAAGCAAUUUUAGCACUAUGAUCACCUUAAGUGCAUAACUACCUUAUACACUUAUGGUGAUUGUAGGAUUAAGAUCGCUUCGUGGAACAGGGCCCUGGCUCUCUUUUCAUAAACGAACAUGUCAGUAUAUCAUGCAUAUUCAACAUGUACAUACUUGAAGUAUGUAGAUAAAUAUCAUGCAUUCACUUAAUUACUUUUAUGAAUACAAAGCCUGGUCUCUAAAUUAAAAGUCUUGAUAUUGGGUGGUCAUAACACUGAGUGGUUAUUGAAUGGGGUUUCACUGUAUAUGCAUAGAGUUAUACAGCAAAUGAAGCAUGAUCGUAAGCAGUUUAGGUUGUACAUCUUCUCAAGUGCAUUAUAUAAGAAGUGUGCAACUCACUUGUGCAGAUGGGGCAGUGUUCCUAGCUCACCAGCAGUGCAAUACAUUUAUCUGCAGACAUGGCAAAAAGAUCUUAAUUUGUAUGAAUUUGUGAGUGAAUGUGAUUGAAAGGUUGAUUUAGUUUUUCUUGCAUGCUAUUUAUCAAUUUUGACACAGCAUUAAACACAAAAAUAAGAGUUAAAAAUUUUCUGAUUUAAUUUUUUUUACUAUUACUAUAAUUAUGCUAAGAAAUAAUGAAAAAAUUAUGGUUAAAAACAUACAUUGACUGGUAUUUGUUAUGGUGUGAUCUAUCAUGCCGACAUUAAUAUUGAAUCUAUACUCUGUAUAAUUUAAUCUUGUUAUGUGCAAAAUGGAUGUCAGUGUGAAGUAUUAUUAUUAAAGCAAUAAUGAGUGUACAUGGUCCAAUUACAUGAUGUGUAAAAUAUGUUUGAACCAUAAAUCUGCUUCUGAUUGUAACUUUGCCGCUUUGCCAUCAUUUGUUUUGCUGUGUGACACGAUAGCCACGUUUAGAUUGUGGUGGCCUCUUUAACACCCAGCAUCAUGUCAUGAGAAACAUAAUGGCUGAACCAUUGUUGUUAAUGCAUCAUGUUCACUGGUAGACUUGGAAGAGAAGAAAAAGCCCUAAUACAAUACUUUUUCUGUGGUCAAUUUGAAAUCCAAUAUGGCUGCCCUAACCUGAUUAAAUGAAAUGUUUGAAGGGUUAACUGUUCAGAUUCAGUAUAACUGGUCUGGACAUACCUAUGUGUUACUUUAUUUCUAGAAUGUUUAAAGUAUCAUUUCUUUCAGGUUAUUUCACUAUUCAUAUUCAAGACAUUUUUGAUGUCUUGCAAAUGUUGUCAAUGUUGUUAAAAGGAACAUAAAAUUUGGAGUAUCCAUUAUGUUUUUUAAAAUGGAUACACUUUCUUCCGAUUUGUUUUUUCAUUGGGCUUGCCAAGUUUUCAUCUGGCAAUCUUUAUACUUGUUUUAGAAUUUUUAAUUUUAAACUUUUCCAAGAUUUAAAGAAGCCUAUGAAGUUAGAUUAUGUCUAUAAUGUUGACAUUACGUAAUGUGCCAAAUAAAUAUGGUCAUAGAGGCCAAGGCUUUUAUCAGCUUUUUUGAGAAUAGCUGAAGCAGUGUUAUUGAAGAUUGGCUUGAUGAGAUUUUGAUUUUCAAGUUAAUACAAAAUCCAUUGUGAGUGGAGUGGUCAGACUGUGGUAAUAGAAAUUGUUUAAAAUAUCAAGUAAUUAGGAUAGCAGCUUUACAUACCUGUCGUACAGGAUACUGAAUAUUUUAGCCAGAAAGACUUUCUAUCUUAUAAUUUACUGUACAAAUUAAUACUACAAUACCAUCUUUUUAUAUUACUUGUACAUUGAAAGAGAGUGUGUGUGUGUGUGCGCGUGCAUGUGUGCGUGUGUGUGUGUGCAAGCACAUGUGUGGUUGUGCGUUGUUGUGUUCUGUUUGUGUGAUUGCAGAAUACAAUGUUCCGUACAUCUACUAUUGGAGUGUUGAAGUCUGUGUCUGCAGUUUACUCCAAUCAACCCCAAAUUUAUAUAGAUACUUAAUAUGUACAUUUAAAGCCUCGUUCUGUAGUAAUACAUUUUUAAACCAAAAUGGGGAAAACAAUAAAAUGAAGUAUGACAUAA